Messenger RNA from Tripterygium wilfordii, 1760 nucleotides. Its product is annotated as probable 1-acyl-sn-glycerol-3-phosphate acyltransferase 5. The transcript is spliced from 6 exons. Bases 379 to 1626 code for a protein of 415 amino acids. The record is from RefSeq and is a predicted model, not a curated record. Gene Ontology annotation, cellular component: endomembrane system. Gene Ontology annotation, molecular function: acyltransferase activity. NCBI's taxonomy places the organism in Eukaryota, Viridiplantae, Streptophyta, Magnoliopsida, Celastrales, Celastraceae.
ACUCUCCAUUUUAAUGUUUCCCACCCAAACCAAAGAGAAGAAUCUCGAGGGCAGUGGCAUAAUUCGUAAUUUCAGCCACUUCUCAGCCCAUUUUCCUUUCCUUCUCCCUACAAUAACCAUACUCUCGCGGCACAGUUCGGAGGAGCAUUGCAGACUCUAGUUCACUGUACUGUCGAUAUCUAAUGAUGCGAACAGGAAUAAAUUGACUAAGGAAAAUUUGUGCCAUUGUCAUUUGGUGCUCCUACUAUAAACCUUGUAGCAGCAGUAAUUCAACCUUGUUACAUACUGCCAUACUGGAAACAAUUUGCACUUUUGCACAUUUUGAUUUUGCUUUCUGCUGGAUAAAUAUUAUAAAUCAUCCAGCUGUAGCUUUUUGUGAUGCUUCUAUGGUGCUGUGAAAUUGCUGCAUUAAUAAUUGAUUAUCCUUUUCAAAUGGUGUUAUCUUCCAGUUGGUGCUGGGCCUCAACUUGGAAUCUAAAACUGGACUAUGUUGCAGUCAUGGAAGUUAGAGGAGCUAAAAGUUCAAAUGACAGAAGCCGCUAUCUGUUGAGCCCUGUGCGAGCUGUUAGGGGUCUGAUAUGCCUAUUAGUGCUGCUUUCCACAGUAUUCUUUAUGCUAGUAUAUGUUGGCUUUGUAACUGCUGUCAUAUUGCGGCUUUUCAGCAUACAUUACAGCAGGAGAGCAACAUCCUUUUUCUUUGGUGCUUGGCUAGGUUUGUGGCCUUCUCUAUUUGAAAAGAUAAACAAAACUAAAGUCAUUUUUUCAGGGGAAACUGUUCCUGCAGAGGAACGUGUUUUGCUUAUUGCAAACCACAGAACUGAAGUAGACUGGAUGUACUUGUGGGACCUUGCAUGGCGAAAAGGAUGCCUGGGAUACAUAAAGUAUGUCCUCAAGAGCAGUUUGAUGAAAUUACCUAUAUUUGGAUGGGGGUUCCAUAUAUUAGAAUUCAUCUCAGUGGAAAGAAAGUGGGAAAUUGAUGAAGCAAGGAUGCACCAAACUCUUUCGACUUUCAAAGACCCCCGUGAUUCAAUUUGGCUUGCUCUUUUCCCAGAAGGAACUGAUUUCACUGAGCAAAAGUGCUUGCAAAGUCAAAAGUAUGCAGCUGAGAAUGGAUUACCUAUACUGAAAAAUGUUUUGCUUCCAAAAAGAAAGGGUUUCUGUGCCUGCUUGGAAGAUUUGAGAGGCUCUCUGGAUGCAGUUUAUGAUGUGACCAUUGGGUACAAGCAUCGGUGCCCAACUUUUCUGGACAAUGUCUUUGGGGUGGAGCCUUCUGAAGUCCAUAUUCACGUUCAGCGUAUAACACUUGAUAAUAUCCCAUUAUCUGAAGAGAAAGCCGCUGCUUGGUUGAUAGAAAGAUUCCAGCUAAAGGAUCAGUUACUAUCUGAUUUUUCUUCUCAAGGUCAGUUUCCUCACCAAGGAACAGAAAGGGAUCUCUCUACAGUAAAGUGCCUUGUUAAUUUUGCUGCAGUAACUAUCUUGAUUGGCACAUGCAUGUUUUUAACUUUUUUCUCAUCCAUUUGGUUUAAGAUUUUCGUGUCUUUGUCGUGUUCAUACCUGGCAUCUGCAACCUAUUUUAAUUUUCAUCCAGUGCCACUUCUACACUUGGAGAAAGCUGUGAAAGGUUAGAACUUGGAAGUUCACGUUUGAGUUUUUAAAUUUUAAGGCAAGUGUUUAAAAACUUUAAAUAAACAGCAACUUAUGAAUAAGAUGUUCACUAUUGAUGCAUGUAAACAGCUGAAAAGUCUUAUGUUCUUUGGCGU